Paramisgurnus dabryanus is the source of this 5709-nucleotide messenger RNA. Lineage: Eukaryota; Metazoa; Chordata; Actinopteri; Cypriniformes; Cobitidae. The record is from RefSeq and is a predicted model, not a curated record.
GCGGGACACCAUUCGUCAAACUUUUAUGACCCCCUCCCCCACCCGUUGACAGGUCGUUUUUAUGACCCCUUUGACAGGGGGGCGGGACCAUCAAUCAAAAUCUGUACAAGUUGUCAACUUUAGACAGAAAGUAUUUAAUGGCUUUAUUGCCGGUCAUUUAGAGUGAUUGUUUUUCCUGAGUGUGUUUUAUGUCAGGCGUAUGGUGUCAUUAAACAUGACAGGUUGUGUUUGUGACAUUUGCUGUCUAUCACCCCUCCCUUUUCGACCCGUGCGAGUCUCACCACUGCGUGUCACACCGCGGGUGUGUUGUUGAAUCUACAGUUUUGCAACAUUAAAAGUUUAUUUUAAGGCAAUCACUAAUCAUAUAUAUAUAUAUAUAUAUAUAUAUAUAUAUAUGUGAUUAGGUGUAACUGGUUAAACUUAAAGCCGAUAUUUUCUAUCGAACUAGUCUAUUUUCUGUUCAGACACAAAGUUUUCUGAUGGUGAUAUUAUGUCAGUGUGUGUUUGUGUGGGGGUUGUGUGCUGUAAUCUUUGAAAGUUUUAUGACCGAACCUUUAUUGGGGAGCGACAAGAGAUCUCCGGCAUCAGUUUGGAUGGAGCAGAGCUGUUAUACUCAAGUCUAUUGCGAACUUGUCUAAGCUGGUAUUUACUAUUCCUGCUAAAUCGCGGAGAAGAGUGGAAUGAACAAAAAGUCAGACCGUGACUAGAACCACCAGCAGCGUAACAAGGAAAUCUUGGAGCAAAGAGACGCCGAGUGGCUCGUUGUCCGGUUUGGAUAUCAGCGGCAAAGCGAACGUUGCGUGUACUAUUGCAAAAUAUAUAGCGGAUCUCCACGACUAGGAUACAGACCACAACACUUUGGACGUAUCUUUAAAAAAGAGAAAAUCAGAGACUUUUUGGAUUGUCUGUGGGACAUUUUAAACAUUUGUGACAUAUUGGAUUUUAAACAUUUCGGAUAUUGGAUACCUGUGUUGAUUUAUCCACAGAGCUGGUCGCUUUUUAAAAUCACAGGGGUAAGUGACUAUUAUAAAUUGUUUUGAUGUUGUUUUAAACUUGUGUUCUUGUUAUAUUUUUUUUUCAUCGUUUAUAUAAUCCGUUUUUAUAUUAAUUUUGGUUUAGAGUUUUUCAUUGUUUUAAAUAUAUUGCUUUACUGUUGUUUUAAACUUGUGUCCUUAAUACCUAUUGGUUUAUUUUUUUCAUCGUAAUCCGUUUUUAUACUCAUUUUGGUUUAGAGUUUUUUUCAUUGGUUUAACUAUAUUGUUUGUUUUUGGUUUAGUUUUAUUGUGUUUACAUUGUUUGAUUAUUUGUAUAUUUUGGGGUUUCACUGUGUUUCCGAAUAUUGUUGUAAAAUGGCCCAAAAACGUAAUUCGGACUCUGGUUGUAGUCAUGCGAAUAAAAUUAUAAGGCGCAAUGAAUCCCCGCUUGGUAUAUUUGAUUACGAAUUGGGAAUGCAAAUACUGAUAGAAACUGUCAGAGCUAUGAAUGGAAAUCAACGUAAUUCAGCCGAAUUCGCAGAAUUGAUAAGUAUGCUCGAUCCCAUUUCACAGACCCCUCCAGAGCCGACUAUGGUCUUAGAUCCUGAUGUUUUAAAUACGCAUCAAGUUUUUGAGGUUCCAGAAGCUGGAUUUAUCAAUAAUCAAAUUGAACCAGAGGCUCCAGUCGUUGAUCUAAACGACGGGGCAUCCGAGAAUUUACAUGCUCAACACGGUGGUGAGGGGUCGGCCGACCCCCACCACAAUUCUGAAAUGGCUGAUAUGGGUCUAACGUCCGAAGACGUUGAGAGGCUUGUGAGAGACGGGGGUGAAUUUAAUGGUUAUACCGUCGUUCCUCGUACAAGAUUUAACAGUGUGGAAAUACUUAGGAGUUUAAAUCUGAGGGCAAUAGCUUCUACAGAUAUGGCGUCGUACGUGCUAUUUUUGGAUAGUGUUCUGAAUGAAAUAGUCUCUCUAUCUAGAAUAUUAGGGGGGUCAGGUGGAAUAAUAAAUGUUUUAUUACGCGGAGAGUCAUUAAUGUCGGAUAUAAAUGCGAUGCUUACGCCCGCUAACGAUUAUAGCGUCUCCGCGCUGUCAGACCAGCUUGAAAGAGUCAUGCAAAGCAACAGGGCCGUGCGCGUUGAUGACAAUCUAAUGUUAAACGUAUCUAUUGUCAGAAGCAAAAACGGUGGUGGGCGCAGAAAAUUCAGCGAUCUAGCACACAAUGAGGUUAUAAAAAGAAAUAGAAUGAAUCUUUUUUGCCCCACAAAUAUGUCCGACAAGCUAUGCUUUGCACUUUGUCUGGCACACUUUUUGAACCCCCAAAAAACAGACCCUGAAUUAAUACCCAUAGCUGCUGACAUUCAAAAGAAGGCUGGAUUUUCAAUCCAAGACAUGAUACGAUUUAAUGACGUCGCGUUGUUUGAGAGAUUGCUAAACAUCAAAAUUGUAGUUUUUCACAGAUCAAGCACUGGUGGUUUGGAAAAAUACAUGACAAAAAACAAGCCCCACUACAAGACGGUGUUUCUCUAUCUGUCCGAUAGUCAUUACUUCAUGAUAAAAAGUUUGACAGCAUUUAUCGGAUGCAAUUACGUCUGCGACUAUUGCUACAAUGGUUUUUCUAAUAAAAGAGAUCAUAAAUGCAGAUACGCAUGUGACAUUUGCAAUGCCCCCGACUGUUACAAACACACGGCGAAGACGAUACACUGCGCUGAUUGUUUGAGGUAUUGCAAAUCAGAAUAUUGUUAUGAAAUGCAUAAAAAACCUCCGCUGAAUCAGCAGUUUGCUCAGUGUGAUGUGACCAAAUACUGUCCAACAUGUAAUCGACGCUAUUACAUUAGCGGUAACAAACCAAAAGCGCACAAAUGCACCGCGGAGAAGUGCCUGCAUUGCGGCAUGGAGAUGAUACCCGAUGCUCCUCAUCAAUGUUUUAUUCAGCCCCUAAGGCUAGAGAAACCCAGUGAGAAGUACAUCUUCUAUGAUUUUGAGACGCGUUACGAGGGUGGCAAGCAUGUUGCAAACUUUGUUUGCGCCCUCACUUUUGCGGGUGAAGAAUUCACAGCAGAGGGCCCCGACUGCGUCGCACAACUCGUGCAGAGAUUCAGACACCCUAGGUACAACGACUACACAUGGAUAGCCCACAACGCUUCUGGCUUUGACAAUUUUAUUCUUUUGGAAUAUUUCACAAAAGUGGGGCUCACUCUUAAAAUCACGAUGCAGGGAUGUCGUCUGAUAUUUAUGUUUGACGAAAGCUACAAGCAAAGAUUUAUCGAUAGCUUCUCAUUUCUCCCAAUGAGUCUAGCCAAGACAGCAUCUGCCAUGAAUCUGACCUGUGCAGAGAAGGGCUAUUUUCCACAUCACUUUAACCGGGUGGAGAAUGAAAACUACAUAGGCCCCUAUCCGGACAAAAAAAUGUACGGAUAUGACACAAUGUCAGAGAAGGCCAGGGAACAGUUUGACGAUUGGUACAAGACCGUAGAGUGUAAAGUAUUUGACUUUAAAAAAGAGCUGGCACUUUACGGCAAGAACGAUGUUGUUUUGUUGAGAGAGGCGUGCAUGAAAUAUCGUGAUGAGUUUAUACAGUGCACCGCGCUUGACCCCUUCAGAUACACAACUCUGGCAUCGUGCUGCAUGGCCGUGUACAAGACCCAUUAUCUGGAGAGAGACACCUUAGCGCUGACGCACAACGGUGCUUAUCUGACUAAGAACAAAGCCUAUUCAAACGCAUCCAUCGAAUGGCUUGAAUAUGUCAGUCAUUCGCGAGGCGUCGAUGUCCAGCACGCGCUAAAUCGUGGUGAAAUGUCGUUCGGAUCCUACCAUGUGGAUGGUGCUUUCCAGAAAGAUGGUCAAACUUAUAUUUUGGAGUUCCUAGGAUGCUUGUGGCACAGUCAUACUUGCAAAUAUAAUGAAUAUGAUAUUCAUCCUGUGACAAAAUUGACGCACGCUGUACACAGAAGACAGCAUGAAGCCAAAAUGGAUGUUUUGGAGAAGUCGUAUGGGUUGAAUGUUGAGGUUAUGUGGGAGUGUGAAUGGGACGCUGCUAAGCAGUCUGAUCCUAACGUAAUAGCGUUUAUGUCCACUUACACGCACCCCGAGAGACUGAAACCCCGCGACGCUCUAUUUGGCGGACGCACUAACGCGUACAAACUUUACCAUAAAGCCGCCGAAGGUGAGAAAAUCAGAUAUGUCGAUUUUACAAGUCUGUAUCCCUUCUGUCAGGCCAAGAAGUGCUACCCGAUAGGACAUCCCCAGAUAAUUUUAAAGGAUUUUGAACCCCUUGAAAAUUAUUACGGGCUUAUCAAAGCAUCAGUGUUACCCCCAAGAAACCUGCUGCACCCCGUGCUCCCAUACAGAGCCAAUAAUAAACUGAAUUUCCCUCUCUGCGCAACCUGCUGUGAGCAGCAGAAUCAGUCUACCCCCUGCGAUCACACAGAUGAGCAGCGAACGCUUUCAGGGUGUUGGGUAAGUCUCGAGCUGUUAAAGGCUAUCGAGAAGGGUUACAUUGUGACAAAAGUGGACGAAGUGUGGCAUUUCCCCCAAUCCUCAGAAACCUUGUUUUGUGAAUAUGUCAAAACAUUUUUACAAUACAAGCAAGAGGCCAGUGGGUACCCCGCACACGUAGUGACAGAUCAGGAUAAAGAUGCCUACAUUGCUGAUUACUUUGAGAAAGAGGGGAUACAAAUGAAUCCUGAUAAGAUAAGCCUUAACCCCGCGAGACGAUCUAUCAAUAAGCUGCUGCUAAACAGUUUGUGGGGUCGUUUUUCUAUGAGAGAAAAUAUGCCCACCACAGUGUUGCUUUCAGAUCCGGAAGAGUUUACGAGAUACAUUUUUGGCAUGGCGUACGAGAUUAAACACUUUUCGUUUGUGUCAGACAACGUAGCUCUAGUGCAAUGGAUCCAUCCGAACGGCAAAGGCUCGCGCACGCGUGACAUAAACAUAUUUCUCGGCGCCUUUACCACAGCUCACGCGCGUCUAGAGUUGUAUGAUCUUAUGGACAGGCUGAAUGAACGUGUACUUUACAGCGAUACCGACAGCGUGAUUUUCACGUCUAAAGACGGCGAGUGGGACCCUCCGCUGGGGCCGUAUCUAGGUAAUCUGACUGAUGAAAUUGGGGAUGAUGAUUUUGCGGUCGAGUUUGUAUCGUGCGGUCCAAAAACAUACGCUUACCGUACCGCAAAGGGGCGUUCUGUCCUAAAGGCCAAAGGCAUCGUGCAAAAUUAUACAAACUCCCAAAUUAUCACAUUAGACACACUGGUUGAUCUUGUCCGUGAUUAUGUUAAUGAGGGUGAUCGUGACAGGCACGUGCUAGCUUCUGCUGACAGCAUUGUGAGGAAUAAAAGACACCUCACGCUCCACAACAAGACAGUUGUGAAGAAGUUUAAACUCGUAUACAACAAGCGAGUAAUAAACAAAGAAAAUCUGACGACGUUACCGUAUGGAUUCUGAUAACGUUUUUGGGCAUAAAGGUGCCAGGGAUGCUAAAGACCAUGACUUUAGGCUACAGCAUCCAUUCUCUUUAAUUGUAGCGGGGCCAUCCAACAGUGGGAAAUCAAUCUUUGUUAAGAUGUUGUUGGAAAAUGCUGUAAAUUUGAUUUCUGAAAAGAUUGAGAAUAUUGUAAUUAUAUAUGAAUGUUGGCAAAAAAUGUAUGAAGAAAUAUCAAGAAUGUACAAAAUUAAAUUCAUUGAAGGGAUUCCACAGACUCUGAAUGAUGAUCAUUUGUUUCCUGUUAAUAAAACA